Messenger RNA from Brassica oleracea var. oleracea, 1170 nucleotides. RefSeq names its product COP9 signalosome complex subunit 6b-like. NCBI's taxonomy places the organism in Eukaryota, Viridiplantae, Streptophyta, Magnoliopsida, Brassicales, Brassicaceae. Gene Ontology annotation, biological process: protein deneddylation. Gene Ontology annotation, molecular function: metallopeptidase activity; protein binding. The record is from RefSeq and is a predicted model, not a curated record. The coding region runs from base 56 to 1012 and encodes 318 amino acids. The transcript has 9 exons. Gene Ontology annotation, cellular component: COP9 signalosome.
CAAUCGCCGGGGGGAAAAAAAAAAAAAAAUCUCUCUCGAGACAGACAACACAUCAAUGGCGCCUUCUUCCUCGAGCGGCCUGACUUUCAAGCUCCACCCUCUGGUGAUGCUCAACAUCUCCGAUCACUUCACUAGGGUCAAAACUCAGCUCAAUCCUCCAGCCUCUUCCUGCGCGAACGGGAAUAACCCCAGCACCGGCGACGCGACGCUGCUCCCGCAGGAUUUUAGGGUUUAUGGGUGCGUGAUCGGUGCCCAGAAAGGACGGACGGUUGAGAUCUUCAACAGCUUCGAGCUUCUGUUGGAUCCCACUACUGAUACUCUCGACAGAUCCUUCUUAGAGAAGAAGCAAGAGCUCUACCAGAAGGUGUUUCCUAACUUCUACAUAUUGGGAUGGUACUCUACUGGAAGCGAAGCUAAUGAAUCUGACAUGAGUAUCCACAAAGCUCUGAUGGACAUUAAUGAAUCUCCUGUUUAUGUCCUUUUGAAUCCGGCUAUCAAUCACGCUCACAAGGAUCUCCCUGUAACUAUCUAUGAAAGUGAGUUCCAUGUCAUUGAUGGGAUUCCUCAGCCAAUUUUCGUGAAUGCAAGCUACACAAUCGAGACUGUCGAAGCUGAAAGAAUAUCGGUGGAUCAUGUUGCACAUCUUAAGCCAUCUGAUGGAGGCUCAGCAGCGACUCAAUUGGCUGCUCAUCUUACUGGCAUACACAGUGCCAUCAAAAUGCUUAAUAGCAGAAUCAGAGUGCUUCAUCAAUAUCUUGGCUCAAUGCAGAAAGGUGAUAUUCCUUGCGACAACUCAUUACUGAGGCAAGUAGCUAGUCUGCUCAGAAGUCUGCCUGCCGCACAAUCCGAAAAAUUUAAAGAGGAUUUCUUGAUGGAGUACAACGACAAAUUGCUGAUGUCUUACCUAGCAAUGAUCACUAAUUGUACCAGCAACAUGAACGAGGUGGUGGACAAAUUCAACACUGCAUACGAGAGGAACAGUCGAAGAGGCGGUAGGACUCCAUUCAUUUAGAGAUUAGUUUCAGCGUAAAACCCUUUUUGCGGUUCCUAAAAGAGAAAUCUAGAACUCUUUUAAGGUAUUUCACUUUUCGGAAUCUAAGAGCUAAUGACGUUCUUUAAGACUACAAGCUAUGUUUAUUAGAUUACUUCUAUUUUUAGCACUUAAAAUCA